CGUAUCAAUUCUGGCAUAAUGAGGGUACUUCUAGUAUCACUGUUUCUAGUACUGACCAUUGCGGCUUCGCAUGCCGUGGGGCCAUAUAAAUACCAUCGGAGGAUUGGUAUUCCUUUGGCAGCUAAGAUCAGAAGAACUGAGGAAGAUGCGGCCAAAGCUGGUGUGACAGAUCUCAGAAUCGUUGGAGGAUCCAAUGUUGACAUCUCCCAAGUACCAUAUCAAGUCGGUGUUAUCAACCGAAUCGCAUUUUUCCUAACCUCCGUCUGUGGUGGCAGUUUGAUCUCCAACAACCGUGUGAUCACAGCUGCUCAUUGUCAUGAUGACGGUGACAUCGAGGCCCUGUCCCACACUGUUGUUCUUGGCUCCAACACCAUCUUCAGCGGUGGAGUACGUCAAUCCACCACCAACAUCGCCAUGCACCAUGACUGGAACCCCAUGACUGCUUUUAGCGACAUUGCCGUCAUCAGAAUCUACGAUGUUACUUUUACCAACGUGAUCCAGCCCAUCCAUCUGCCCAGUGGCAUGCAGCUGGGCAACACCUUCGAGGGCCUGAUCGGCACUGCUUCAGGCUUCGGAAGAACUGCUGAUGGUGCCAACAUCCCCAACAACCAAGUUAUCAGUUGGGUGAGACUGCCGAUCAUCUCUAACAACGCGUGCGCCGCAGUCUAUGGCCCCUUCGUCCACGCUAGCACUAUUUGCACCAGUGGCGCUGGUGGUAUGGGCACGUGCCAGGGAGACUCCGGCGGCCCUCUGGUGGUGGAAAUUAUGGGCGAGAAACUCUUGGUUGGGGUGACGUCAUUCGGCGCUGAAGCCGGUUGCUCAGCUGGAUUCCCAGCUGCGUACGCACGCAUCACUUCUUUCAUGAAUUGGAUUUGGGCAUUGUAAGCUCAAAAUAAUAACUGUGAACAUUCAGUUCGUACUGAAGUUUGUGAUAUUCAGAAUGAUGUUUAUUGUUUUGAAUAGACAAAUAAGCACUCUGAAUUUGGCUGCCCUUUGAGUUGUGUAAUAGUUUUUAUUGGUGUCAAUAAAAUAAUUUUAAAUUAAAUUGUAA
Molecule: messenger RNA, 1051 nt
Organism: Ostrinia furnacalis (Asian corn borer)
Lineage: Eukaryota; Metazoa; Arthropoda; Insecta; Lepidoptera; Crambidae
Product: brachyurin-like
Exons: 5
Coding region: 19-885 (288 amino acids)
Biological process (GO): proteolysis
Molecular function (GO): serine-type endopeptidase activity
Source: RefSeq, a predicted model, not a curated record